AUGACUUCACAUGAAACAAGAGUAAAAGGAAUGUUAAUCUCUCAUCAUCAUUCCUCUAUCUCGAUCAUGGUCGAUUAUUGGCACAGUCUGGCUCAUACGCAGACUACUUUGAUACCAAAAGAGAGAGAUAGAGUUAAUUUUACAAUUUCAAAAAAACAAAAAUUUUAUUGUGUGUGUCGUAAAACUUGUCCAUUCUUGGUCGGAUCUUUGAUUGAAAACCAAGUACAUUUAACUCACACCUCAUACAAACCAUCACAUCGUCAUACUCUGUGUUCCGUUCGCGAUGCACCCCAACAUCCAAUUCCAUUGACUCGCCCCAUCUAUGAUAAAACAAUCUAUCCAAAGCAAACUCAUCAGUCUACGUCAAACCCUGCAAAGGGAAAGAUCUGCCAUAAUUUUACGCGCACGUCACCUCGUCAUACAGCUGAUUUAGUCGUCAACUCAACCAAAGAAGUGGUGGUGGUGGUCAUUACAUUCACUUACUCUUCAACCUCCUUUAUAUUUUGUUGCUAUUAUAUCAACAACAACAACAACAACAUCGAGAUGCAACAAUAUCGAUCCCUACAACAACAUCAACGACUCGUGAUAGCAUUCCUUCAUUCCUUCAUCUUUAUUCAUUCAAUUGAUCGAUGGAUGGAUUGA
Messenger RNA from Cavenderia fasciculata, 642 nucleotides. RefSeq lists its product as uncharacterized. The coding region runs from base 1 to 642 and encodes 213 amino acids. The transcript has 4 exons. Lineage: Eukaryota; Evosea; Eumycetozoa; Acytosteliales; Cavenderiaceae. The record is from RefSeq and is a predicted model, not a curated record.